CGCGUGUGAAAAUCAGCCGAGGAAACAGUAAUAAUGGCGGAGACCUGUACGUGGAAAACAUGUGAAGAAACGGAACAGAAUACGUUUAUUGUUAAAUUCUCUAAUGGACAUGUGAAAAAUGCCGAAGAGCUGGACUUUACAGUCUUCAGACACUUGAACGCAUCCAACCCCAGAAAGAAAAACAGACGAAUAGUGGUUGCAGAUUCAGAUAGGCUUCCCUAUGUAGGGAGCAAUUUUGGGUCUGGAUCGCUGCAGUCUAAUAAUAUGUGCAAGUAUUUUGUGGGAGUUCUUGACAAGCGCACCAUGCAAAUGAAGGUUCACAGUGCUCAGCUGUUCAAUAUGCUGCCUGUUAUACCAGGUGAAGCAACAGAAGCUGAAAGCGAAAAUCAACCUUCAACAUUCAGAGAUAAGGUGGAUGCUCUCAUCGAAGCGUUUGGGACAAAUAAACAGAAGCGGGCUCUUAACUCUAGGAGACUCAAUGCAGUGGGCAAUGAAACGCUCCAUCAGGCCGUGGCACAGGCCGCCAGCAACAUCAUAGACCAGAAAGGAGUAGAAACUCUUCGUAACGAAGUGAUUGAAACGGAGGCUCAGACUGAUGCAGCCCUCUUUCUCCCUCCAUGCAAUGCUAACGCGGAUAAACUAGAGGAUGUUUACCCCUUUGACCAGCUGUUGGCUCCAAAUGAGUUUGAAUCCCUGAAGGAUGUCGGAGCGAAGUAUGCAACCCUGAGCCCUGAAGACCUGCAGAAGAUGAGAGAUGAACGCUGUCCGCAGACGGUUCUCAAACAUCUUCAAACACUUUCUAAGGACGAGGCGGAUCGAGACAGACAGUGUCGUUGUGCUUGGUACCUUUCCUUUGUCAUCAGAGCCUCGCUACAGAAACAACUUUCCUUUAAAUUUGGUAGUGAGGAUGGAUGUCCACGAAUCAUCCUCAACAAAGUACUGAAGAAUUUCACUGUAGAGAGUUUCCACAAUGGCAGUCUCAGGAACACGGUGUCGAUGUCCAUGCGCAUGAAAAUGGCUUCUUACUGUUUGGCUUUACUGCUUCACAUGGGCGGUCAGACUGCAAACCUCACACUCCUACACAGGGACAUGAGCAUCAGCGAUAACAAAAUGUUGGAGGUGGCCAAAGCCAUGGGACUGACCCUGUCCCGCCAAAGCACCUUAGGCACAGAUGGGGCCUUGAUGCAGGACGAGCACAGGAUGGUCUCUCUGGUGCUUCCUCUUGUGCGUUAUGAUCGACGGAUGGAACGCAAGAAGCGCAAGAGGAUGAACUAACCUGAAAACAGUAGCUGCAUUCAUUUCUAAGAUGUGCAGGUACAAGCUAAAACUGCUGUGUGUGUUACUUUACAGACUUCUAAGAUUGAAUUGAAAAUAAAUCAUUAUUCAUUAAAAAGAAA
Danio aesculapii is the source of this 1397-nucleotide messenger RNA. It is a transcript of the gene polr1e, whose product is annotated as RNA polymerase I subunit E. Bases 34 to 1275 code for a protein of 413 amino acids. Gene Ontology annotation, biological process: nucleolar large rRNA transcription by RNA polymerase I; RNA polymerase I preinitiation complex assembly; transcription elongation by RNA polymerase I. Lineage: Eukaryota; Metazoa; Chordata; Actinopteri; Cypriniformes; Danionidae. The transcript has 12 exons. The record is from RefSeq and is a predicted model, not a curated record. Gene Ontology annotation, cellular component: RNA polymerase I complex. Gene Ontology annotation, molecular function: DNA binding.